Molecule: messenger RNA, 1527 nt
Organism: Hymenoscyphus albidus
Lineage: Eukaryota; Fungi; Ascomycota; Leotiomycetes; Helotiales; Helotiaceae
Source: the annotation of a GenBank genome assembly
CCUGCUUUCAAACAAAUACCGUAGUGUGACCGACAUUUUUUAGUUUUACCUAGCAUAAAAUGGCGUCUAAAGUUGACAGUUUCAAACAAUGGACUCUGCACGAGCAGAAUGGAACCGAAAGUCUGGUGUUGGGUAACGCUAGUCUUCCUAAAAAAGAAGACAUUGGAGAGUACGAGGUUUUGGUUAAACUUCAUGCUGCUUCUUUGAAUUACCGCGAUUUGGUUAUUGCCAGGGUAUGUUGAAUUGCCACACUGAGAAUAAUCGCAUUUUCUUUUUGUAUAUCAAGUUCAAACCACUGAACUAACAAACCAAUAAAUCAGGGUGCUAAAAAUCUCCAAAUCAAGCCUGGUGUAAUCCCCGGCUCCGACGGCGCGGGUGUAGUCCUAGAAAUAGGGAAAUCUGUGACCAAAUUUCAGAAAGGGGAUAAGGUUGUAACCCAUAUGCUGCCUCAACUCUCGGCUACUACUUAUCCUACCAUGGAAGAUAUCUCCAAUGGUCUAGGUCAGACUAUUGAUGGGACUUUACGAGAAUAUGGGGUUUUCUCUGAGACGGGUUUGGUUCACAUGCCGAAGAACUUGACGUUUGAGGAGGCGGCUACGUUGACUUGUAGUGGGUUGACGGCUUGGAAUGUGCUUUUUGGGGGUGGGAGGAAGUUGAAGAAGGGUGAGAGUGUUUUGACACAGGGGACGGGUGGGGUUAGUGUUGCUGCUUUGCAGGUUAGUGUGUAUUUUCAUCUGUACAUUGUUCUACUGUAGUCUCGCUGGUUGACUCUCAUUUCUUUGGAUUCUAUGUGGCGCUAUAGAUUUUGAGGUCUCCAUAUCUUGAAGCGGUCAUAUUUUCCGGAAGGACUAACACAACUCAGUUUGCCCACGCUAUGGGAGCAACGGUAAUCUCAACCACAAGCUCAAUCACCAAAACCCAACGUCUCUCGACCCUCGGUGCCUCACAAACAAUAAACUACAUCGAAACCCCCUCCUGGGGAUCUCUCGUCAAAAGUCUCUCCCCAUCCUCGCUAGGAAUAACAAAUGUAGUAGACGUUGGCGGUCUCUCCACGUUGUCUGAAAGCAUGAAAGCGGUAGCUAUCGAGGGAACAGUCACAGUUACUGGUGUUCUUGGGAACGAUGAGAAGGAACACGUUGGUGCUUUGGAUGUCCUGUGGCGGGUUUAUUCAGUGAGAGGCGCGCUUCUCGGGACUAGGGAACAGUUUGGAGAGAUGUGUAAGUUUAUUGAGGAGAAAGGGGUUCGGCCUGUGGUUGAUGAGAGAGUCUUUGGGUUGGAGGAGACAAGGGAAGCUUUUGAGUAUUUGGAGGGACAGAAGCAUUUUUCGAAGGUUGUUAUUAAGAUUUGUUAGGCCCUUGGAUUUGACAAUUCGGGAGACAGAAUUGGUUGUAUUUUUGAAGUACCGUUUGGGUACUUCGGUUGCCGAUUCUGAGAUAUAACUCAACUCGGACCCUUUCAAAAUAGCUUUCUGGGGCCAAGAGAAGUUGAAACUCGCUUAGACAGUGGCCAGAAAAUACUAGGAUUGGG